UCAGUUGUGCAAGAGAGGGGGACGUGACACAAUGGUCGGAGGACUGACUGCUGUUAUACUUCUAAGUAUAUUGCAUAUGAUUCGGACCCUCAAGGUUCCUCACCAGACCUCUUUGACUGAGACUAAACUUGGUGAUGAUGUGACUUUAUUAUGUAGACCGUCUGACUCUAUUCGACAGCUCUUUUAUUGGUACAAAAUGAACUUCGGACACAUGAUCCAAAGAAUUUUGAUGGGCAGUUUUAACAAAUUAACUUUUGAAGUGCAGUUUCAAAACUCAAGAUAUGAUGUCAAAAAAGUGGGGAAUGGUUAUGCUCUCGAGAUAAAGAAUGUCAGCAAAGACGACGAAGCAACAUACUUCUGUCAAGUAGGAGCAGCGUACACGAUGGAAUUCAUCAAUGUCACAUUUCUGGCUGUGAAUGAACCUAAACAAAUGCAUCAAGCUGUAAAUGUGAGACACAGUUUAGAUACGGAGUCCGUCCCACUGGGCACGGCAGUGAAGCUGCACUGUUCUCUUCUUUCAAAGAACAACGCACAUGUAAAUCAGUGCCCAGAUGAAAACAGAGUUUACUGGUACAGAGCUGGUUCAGAAUCUCAUCCAGGAGCAAUUUACCAAAGCAGAGCCACCUGUGACGAUCCGGCCGGAGGGAGCUGUUUCUACCACCUGUCCAAAGCUAUAAACAAAUCCUCGGAUGCUGGGACUUACUAUUGUGCGCUGCUCACAUGUGGAGAGAUCCUGUUUGGUGGAGGAACUAAAGUGGAGAUAAGUAUGUUUUUGACCAUGAUGUAUACUAUAGUUGAAAAUUACCCUAAUUCAGUUAAUUUUGUUUCUCUGGCCUUCAGUGUUUUUUUUUUUUUUUUUUUUACAUUUCCUUCUGGGGUCUAUGUUACAUUGAAUUAUAUAACAUGUUUCUCUUGUGACAUGGCUAAAUUUGAGCAUUUGCACUUGCGGUAAAAUGCAGUAGAUUGCAAUAUAAAAAUGCCAAAAAUAGUCAAAAUAAUUUUAAUAAAACAACUUUUUUGAAACCUUCUUUUGUUGUAAUUAUCCUGCUUGAUUGCACCACCAUUCUUUCAAGCCCUUAUGAGGAACAUCAGCAAUUCCGACAUCUUUCCCAAUAAUGUUGCUUAAUAAAUCCUUAAAGGAUGCACUAAGAACAAGGAAUAUUUCUACCAGCUGUGAUGAUAAUGCAUCCAAAAGUAACGGAUACAAGCUGCUACUCAGGUCAAUACAGAACAUCUGUUAAAGGGAUCAUAAUUGUAAAUAACGCUAACUUACUUUAUUAAAUUUACUAAGACCCAAACA
Messenger RNA from Cololabis saira (Pacific saury), 1300 nucleotides. RefSeq lists its product as uncharacterized. Lineage: Eukaryota; Metazoa; Chordata; Actinopteri; Beloniformes; Belonidae. The record is from RefSeq and is a predicted model, not a curated record. Gene Ontology annotation, biological process: response to bacterium. The coding region runs from base 32 to 952 and encodes 306 amino acids. The transcript has 3 exons.